Molecule: messenger RNA, 3099 nt
Organism: Coccidioides posadasii C735 delta SOWgp
Lineage: Eukaryota; Fungi; Ascomycota; Eurotiomycetes; Onygenales; Onygenaceae
Source: RefSeq, a predicted model, not a curated record
CCUCAACCUCUGCCGUGGAGCCGUCUUCCCUGGAUACUUCGCUACACGGGGUUACCGGUCCAUAAUCGCUUUCGUCGCAAAAGUUGCAUAUAGGAAGCUCCGGAUCCGUCAAAAGCUGCUGGUGGGCAAAAAAAGGCAAAAUAGCGAGGUGUGUACCCAGUUUUAAUUUUGCUGAUGCUCGCCAUCCUAUCUCUCCGUUGCACCGUGCUCUUCCGGGCGAGUCUGCUGGCAUGAUGAUUCCCGUAGCUGCAAACAGGUCGAGGCAUGUCGCAACGCGCAGUUGGGCUGCAGAGAGGCGACUUGGCCCUCUGCGUAUCCCUACCCGCCCAUCCAUCCCGCUUCCGCUCGUGUCUCCUCCCCCUGUCUUGUCCAAUCCGCUUGCAUCUUCUUGGAAUGAGUGAUUGUGUGCUGUUUGCUGUCGGUUAUAAUUAACUGAGGAUCUUCAUCGGCCCUUUAUAUAUGUAUUAAUACUAGCGUGUCAGGCCACCACCACCACCACCCACCAUGGAUCCUCCGCCGCAUGCAACCGAUGUUUGCCCACUCCACUCGCCUCGCCCCGACCGCAUGGAUAUCGACUCUCACAAAUCAGACCUCCCCCCCCGACGCACCUCAUCAGGAUCAAACUCCAACUCUCGAUCGAGCAGCUCUCGCCGUGAAUCGCUCGGCUCCAUCGAAGAAGAAAGCACAGGAAUCGCUCAAUCGUUCGUCGACAAGGAAAGCGCCCCAACUGGCGACCACUCCGGCUCCGCCAAAACGGCUCUCAACGUCCAAAGCCCGACACAGACCCCAGAUUUCUGCUGCCCAUGCGGUGGAUUUCUGGGGUGGAAGCAGAUCCGCCUUGGAGGCCGGAGGGCAAGUCGGAGCUACAGCGACCUCCGCAUCUUAGGUGGCGUCCAUCGCUCGAGGGGCUGGGCGUGGGAGGAGACUCCGGAAGAGCCCGCGCCGGCCGUCAAGGAAAAAGAACAGCCUCCCAAGGAAUGGCAGCGUGCCCCGAUUGAGAACCUUCCCGCUGAGAUCCUCGGUAUGCACUGUCUAUCCACGCAGCAGGGACUCUUUUUUUUGAUGCUGAUGAAAACGCCAGACCAGAUAAUCUCCAAUUUGGCUUUGGAUAUCCCACCCAAUGGAUACACGCCGCGGAAUGUCGACUUGAUAUCAUGUCUUUUGACUUCCCGUACGCUGCACUCUGCUACCCUCGGUGUCUUAUAUAGACACAUCACCAUUCCCCAUUCAAUUAUCUUCUCCAAAGCAUUAAACCACAUUAAACAGUACCCAUCCCUUGGCACCAUUGUUCGACGGCUCGACUUCUCCCAUUUCUCUUCCGUUGGACUGGGUCGAACCCAGCAGAUGAAUGUCGAGAUCCAAAACCUUACCUGGAGGACGUUGCUGGAAUGCUUGAACCUGCUUCCCAAUUUGAAAGAAUUGCUUCUGCAAGAACAUGUUGAAGAUGACGUGAACGGCGAUGUCACACGCAAAAUCCUUUCCGACAUUCCCACCCUGCGAGCAGUUGACUUCUGUGGCUGCUCGUCACCCACCUUCUCCUCCGGUUUCGUCGGUGCAGUGACGCAAGAUCCAAAUUUCCCUGCCCAACUCCGUACGCUUCGGAGAGUGUCCCUUCAUGAAUGCACCAGCCUUCCAGACGAAGCUUUCCAGGCCCUCUUGCCGCGAUUGAUCAAUUUAACCCAUCUUGACGUUGCGCACACGCAAAUAACCAACAAGACGCUGUUUAUGAUUCCCCAGAGCGCCCAAAUCACGCAUCUGAACCUGUCACGAUGCACGCGGCUGACGGGACCUGAGGUUGUUGAAUUCUUGACCACCCAUCCUGCCGUCACUGACACGCUUGUGUAUCUGAACCUGAUGUCAGAUGCUUCGAGACACAGAAUUCUCGAAGAAGAGGACGUCGAGACCCUUCUGCCACAUCUCACUCCCACGCUACGGUCCCUCAACCUUGGUGGCGCCAGAAUCACCUCUGCGCAGAUGCCAAUGCUUCUCAAACUUUCCAAGCAUGUAGAGGAACUAGGUCUCAAUUCGGCUAACAUCACCAUCGACGAUAUCAAUUCGUUCUUCAGGCCUUUCCCUCUCUCUAACGAGCACCAGAUGGAUGUCGAAUGGGUUUGCCCAGCCCUGCGCUAUCUCGACCUUACCAAGAAUCCACACCUGACGCAAGCGACGCUUCUCAAUCCUAAAUCAUGCCUCCUUGUGACUCCGCAAAGCUAUCCGCUGCACGUCAUCGAAUUGACCGAGCGGAUCAUCACUCCUCUGCGUCAGCGUAGUCCACGCAAUGGCUGGGUGGUGAGAGACCUGGGAAGACGAGGGUGGUACGUUCGCGAGCCGCCGACAAACCCGAACGAAAUGAAGAUGAUGCCACGAGACGACGGUCGACGGUCGUGGAAGAUGGGGGCGCGCUGGUGGGGGAUGAGGAAGAUCCCGGUCUGUGUCGGUGAUGUUGGUGGGAUAUACGGCCAUUACAUGUUCAAGAAGUGAUCUUUUCCACCGUCAAACUGGAUCUUUCUUCUUUUCUCCUUUUUUUGUUGAAGGGGUGUGUUAAAUGCUCUAGGCUCCUCUGAUUCCAUCUGGAAUUUUUAUUCCCAGCUAGUGUCCGUCGGCCACUUUUUCCCCUAGUUAUUAUCUAUCGAUCUGGCAGUUCGGGCAGGUCUGGGAGUAUUAUUGCAACAGUCCACUCCGGUAUGGUUGGGUUCUUUUUCUCCUUCUCCCAAUAUAACUAUGUAUGUAUUUAAUUUUCCUUUUUCUUUUCCUUUCCCUUUUUUUUUUUUUUUUUCCCCCUGUCGCACGUUCUAGCCAGCACUGUUACUGUUAAAAUGUUUCAAAUGGCGGAAAAGUCGCGAGUUUUUAUUUAUCUUUACUUUGAUUGAUACCAGGUUUUAUGCAAGUAUGGAUUGACCGCAGGCAACAAGCAUCAUAUUCCCUGUCUUUAUUUCAACGGGUUUUCUUUUUUUCUUCUUUUAUUUUUUAUUUUUUAUUUUCUUUUUUUUUUCUUGUGUUUGUAUGUUUUAUAAGUAUCCAUUGAAUUUCUGAUUGGCUGGUCCAGGGACUAGGGUUGAUGUACGGAGUACAAUAAUUCAUAUCCAGAUAUUAUUCUUG